AUGUUUUGAGCUGUUUGUUAUCAUUUUAGAAAGAAAGAGAAAAAGAGUGUAUUCAUUUAUUUACUUAUUUAGGAGAUAGUUGAAAGAUGUUGGGUGUUUUCAGUAGUUCAAUCGUCUCACCACCAGAGGAGCUGGUAGCAGCCGGAAGUCGAACGCCAUCACCGAAGAUCACGGCCAAGGCGCUCGUGAACCGGUUCGUUGAGAACAACGCCUCCACGGUGUCGAUGGAGAUCGGAGACGAUGUUCAAUUCGCGUAUACUCACCAGAACGAGUCGAUCACUCACCCGAGAUCUUUUGCGGUAAAAGACGAGAUAUUUUGCUUGUUCGAAGGAGCACUCGAUAACUUGGGUAGCCUAAAGCAACAAUACGGGCUUUCCAAGUCGGCCAAUGAGGUCAUUUUGGUCAUUGAGGCUUAUAAGGCUCUCCGUGAUCGUGCACCUUAUCCUCCAAAUCAUGUCGUGGGCCACCUUAACGGGAAUUUCGCGUUUGUUGUCUUUGACAAGUCGACCUCCACUUUGUUUGUCGCCACCGAUCAAUGUGGUAAGGUUCCUUUGUAUUGGGGAAUCACAGCCGAUGGGUGCGUUGCAUUUGCCAACGAUGCUGAUCUGCUGAAAGGUGCCUGUGGCAAAUCACUUGCUUCUUUCCCUCAAGGAUGCUUCUUCUCCACUGCGGUUGGAGGGCUCAGAUGCUACGAAAAUCCCAAGAAUAAAAUCACAGCCGUUCCUGCAACUGAGGAAGAGAUAUGGGGGGCAAAAUUCAUGGUGGAAGGGCCAUCUAUCAUCACAGCCACAGAGUAAACAUCCACAAUCUUAAUGUGAUGUUGGGUGUGGAACCAUAAAUAGAUUUUGAUUUUUAGAGUUGCUUUUGUUUGUAUGUUGUACAGAGACAUGUUGGUUGGUUGUGUAAUAAAGGUUGGGUAAACAUGUAUGUAUAAUAUGGGUAUGUUGUCAAUGUGUGUGUGUAUGUGGGGUUUUUGGUGUUAUUGCAAGGUCUGAAUUGGAAUUUAAGUUGUUGUACCUUUUUAUAAUUCCACAUUUGAGAAUUAUGGCGGAUCUAAAA
This is a messenger RNA of Cynara cardunculus var. scolymus (artichoke), 1059 nucleotides long. Its product is annotated as stem-specific protein TSJT1. The coding region runs from base 87 to 797 and encodes 236 amino acids. NCBI's taxonomy places the organism in Eukaryota, Viridiplantae, Streptophyta, Magnoliopsida, Asterales, Asteraceae. The transcript has 5 exons. The record is from RefSeq and is a predicted model, not a curated record.